AUGGCGAAUCAAUCAUCUUCUCUUCUUCUGCGAUGCGCUUCCUUCAAUCAAGACAACAGCUGCUUUGCAAUCGGAACGAAAGAUGGAUUCAAGAUUUUUGACUGCGACACAGGAAGGCUUCUCUACGAACGCGUUGUUGGGGCAUUCAACAUUGUCGAAAUGCUAUACAGAUCAAAUCUUCUUGCCAUAGUUGGAGCUGGUGAACAGUUACUGGGAUUAUUUUUUCACGUGUCAGUAUGCAUCUUUUUCCACCAGCCAUCUUUAUCUCCAAGGCGAUUAUGUUUGUUCAAUACCAUAAGUGGAGCUGCAAUCAGGGAACUCAACUUCUUGACAUCCAUUCUGGCAGUUCGUGUAAAUAGGAAAAGAUUGAUAGUUUUAUUGAAAGAGCAAACCUACAUCUAUGAUGUUAACACUCUAGAAGUAAAGCGCAUCAUCGAUACAGUGCCAAACUUACAAGGACUCUGUGCAUUUUCAGCAAAUAUGGAUAACCCGUACGUGGCCCUUCCAGCUAGUACAGAAAAAGGGUCUGUAUUGGUCUACAAUGUCAUGGAUCUGCAGUCACACUGUGAGCCACUAAUACUGAACAAUCAUUUCUGA
Molecule: messenger RNA, 597 nt
Organism: Striga asiatica
Lineage: Eukaryota; Viridiplantae; Streptophyta; Magnoliopsida; Lamiales; Orobanchaceae
Source: the annotation of a GenBank genome assembly